AUGAGCACCCUCAAGCGGAAAGGGGCGCCAUCUGGCAAUGCCUCAAAGAAAGAUUCUCCCUCUAAGAAGGUGAAAUCAGAGAAACCGGCCGACAAGACUUCCGAAAAGAAGACCUCCAGAACCCCCGAGAAGAAGGCCUCCAAGUCGACCGAUAAGACCGCUUCCUCUGCGCCAUCGAUCGCGCGUGUCAAAGACGAGGAGCCUCUCUUCCCCAGAGGCGGUGGCAGCGUUCUCACCCCUCUCGAGCAUAAGCAGAUCACCAUCCAAGCGAAGCAAGACGCUCUUUUUGAGGAAGAGUCAGGCAAGGCGACAAAGAAGGGGGAUAAGGAUUCAAAGAAAAAGAAGCGCAAGUCCUCGGGCAAAGAUGACAAGAAGAGUGGCAAACCCGCCCACGACCCCGACGCUGUUAAGAUCGAGGGUCUCAAUUACAAGCGCCUGGUAAAAGGUUCACUUGUCCUCGGUCAAGUCUGCGACAUCAACGAUCUCGAGCUUGCCGUGGCGCUACCGAACAAUCUCGUUGGGCAUGUUUCCAUCACCUCGAUCUCCCCUGGUGUCACGAAACGAGUCGAGGCGGCGGCGGCAGCAGACGACAGCGACGAUGACGAACAAGAGUCAGCCGAAGACGAUGUCGACCUCAAAACUCUUUUUGAAGUAGGCCAAUACGUUCGAGCCUAUGUCGUAUCCACCGUCGAGGACUCGUCCGCGCUGCCAAGCAAAUCAAAGAGGCGGAUAGAACUGUCCCUGCGACCAGAGGACACCAAUUCCACGAUUACCAAACAAGAUCUGGUUGCGAACAGCACAGUGAUGGCUGCUGUAGCUAGUGUGGAGGAUCAUGGAUACGUGAUGGACCUUGGUCUCGCAGAAACAAAGAUUACUGGGUUUCUGCCAAAAAAGGAGGUCGAUCCUGCGACCGCGGAGGAUCAGUUACAGCCGGGAAGUGUUUUCCUGUGUAUGGCUACGGGCCUGAGCGGAAAUCGCAAGGUUGUUCAGUUGACGACUCGCAGCGACAAGAUGGCCAGCCCGAAGAGCUUCCCAUCCGAAGCCACAACGGUCGACACUUUUACCCCGGGCACGGCCGUCGAUGUUCUCGUAUCUGAGGUAUCCGAACGGGGCAUCAUCGGAAAGGUUUUGGGCCAUCUCGAUGUCACUGCCGAUCAUGUCCACUCCGGAGUUGGUCCGCAUGGCACAGAUCUGGAGGCCAAGUACAAAGUUGGCUCGAAGCUCAAGGCCAGGGUGAUCUGCACAUUUCCAGACGCGAGGCAACCUAAGCUGGGCAUCUCGAUCCUGGAUCAUGUCCUAGCCUUCAAGGCCCCGAGCGCUCGAGUCGAAGGCGGCGAGAAGAAGCCGCUGGAUGCACUCCCAAUGUCUUCGGUGGUCGAGAACUGCGUGGUCAAAAAGGUCGAGGCGGAUAUUGGUCUUUUUGUUGACGUGGGUGUCGAAGACGUGCCUGGAUUUGUGCACAUAUCUCGAGUCAAGGACGGGAAAGUCGACGGACUGUACGAGUCCAGCGGCCCCUACAAACUAGAUUCGGUACACCGGGGCAGAGUGGUAGGCUACAACGCCUUUGACGGGCUGUUCCUGCUCUCCCUCCAGAACAGCGUCCUCGAACAACCAUUCUUGCGCGUGGAAGACGUCCCUGUCGGAGACGUCGUCGACGGCGUUGUGGAGAAGAUCGUGGUCGGUGAGAAUGGCGUGCACGGAGUCAUAGUCAAGAUCGCUGAAGGCAUAUCUGGGCUCGUCCCUGAGACGCACCUCUCCGACGUUCGACUACUACAUCCCGAGAAGAAGUUCAAAGUUGGCUUGAAGGUCAAGGCACGAGUCUUGUCGACAGACCCCUACAAGCGACAACUGCGCCUCACGCUGAAGAAGACUUUGGUCAACUCAGAUGCUGCUCCGAUCAAGGAAUUUGAAGAGGUUUCCAUCGGAAUGCAAGUACUGGGAACGAUCAUUAAUGUGUUGCAGAACGGCGCUGUUGUUCAGUUCUAUGGACGCCUGCGAGGCUUCCUCCCGCUGUCUGAGAUGAGCGAGGCUUACAUUCAGAACCCCAAGGAGCACUUCCGACAAGGUCAAGUUGUUAAUGUCCAUGUCAUUGAUGUGGAUGCUGCUACAAGUCGACUUAUUGUCUCAUGCAAAGACCCUGCUGCUUUCGGGAUGGACAAGCAGUUGGCUCUGAAGAACCUCAGCAUUGGUGACGUUGUUUCGGGCAAAGUUAGUCAAAAGACUGAGGACGAUGUUUUCGUUGAGCUUCAAGACAGCCUGCUCAAGGCGGUGCUCCCCGUUGGACAGCUGACGGACAAGAGUCGUGCUAAGAACCUGGCUGCGCUGAAGAGGAUAUAUGUAGCUGCCAAGAACGGAAAACUGCCCUCCAACUGGGAGAAGGUCAAAGCCGGUGGCUUGAUCCAUGGAUUUGUUCGAAAUGUCACACCAACUGCUGUCUUCGUGCAGUUUGGUGGCAACGCGACAGCUCUGCUUCCAGCCGCCAUGAUACCCCAAGAACAACAAAAAGAGCAGGACUUUGGUUUGCAAAAGCUACAGUCCCUAUCUGUCAAGGUUGUUUCUGUUGACCGCGACCAUUCCCGCGCUGUCGUUGCUAUUCCCUCUGUCGCUGAUGCCAAGGAGCAGAAGUCAACCAAGCCCUCUACAAAACCAGUGGAGAACCCUGUGGACGAUUCAAUCAAGAGCGAAGACGACAUUGUUGUUGGCAGAGUCACAAAGGCCAAGAUCAUAUCUAUCAAGAGCACACAGCUUAACGUUCAGCUUGCUGAUAACCUUCAAGGACGUGUGGAUGUUUCCCAAGUCUUCGACUCGUGGGAUGAGAUUCGACACCCGAAGAACCCACUUCAGAAGUUCAAGCCGAAGCAGACUAUCAAGGUCAAGGUUCUAGGGGUCCAUGAUGCAAGGAAUCAUCGCUUCUUGCCGAUCUCGCAUCGCUCAACGCAUUCUCUCAUCGAACUAUCCGCCAAGCCAAGCGAUCUGCAGGAGGAGGGUAGCUGCGAGCCCCUCGCACUGGACCGGAUCACAGAAGGUUCGGAAUGGGUGGGCUUCGUGAACAACAUCAAGGCGAACUAUAUCUGGGUUAAUCUUUCGCCCUCUGUCCGAGGAAGAAUGGCCGCCAGCGAUGCUUCCGAUGACCUUGCCCAGCUCGGCAAUCUCUCUGGCAACUUCCCUAUUGGCUGUGCCAUCAAGGUACGGGUCAAGGCUGUUGAAGCGUCCAAGAAUCGCCUUGACCUCACAGCUAGGACCUCGGACGACUCUAAUGCCAUCACCUGGGACAAUAUCAAGAAGGGCUUGGUCCUUCCCGGCAAGGUGACCAAAGUCACUGACAGAUCUGUUCUGGUCCAGUUGAGCGAGGAUGUCUCCGCUCCUGUGCACCUUGUUGACUUGGCAGACGAUUAUGACGAAGCCAGCCCAAAGAGCUUCACGAGGAAUGAGAUCGUUCGAGUGGCUGUCGUCGAUGUCGACGCAAGCAACAAGAAAGUCCGGCUUUCGACACGUCCCUCGCGAGUCCUCAACUCUGCUUUGCCGGUCAAGGACCGUGAGAUCACCCUAGUUUCUGGCCUCAAGACGGGUGACAUCGUACGAGGCUUUGUUAGGCAUGUUGCAGACCAAGGCUUGUUUGUCAACCUUGGUGGCCAUGUCACAGCCUUCGUCAAGAUCACGGACCUAUCGGACAUCUUUUUGAAGAGGUGGAAGGAGCAUUUCCGGAUGGACCAACUCGUGAAAGGCCGUAUUAUAGCCAUUGAUUCAGCCCUUGGACAGGUCAAUCUGAGCCUGAAGGCUUCUCUUGUCGAGCACGACUACGUACCUCCUCCUACUCUUGCCGAUUUCAAGGAAGGCGAGGUAGUGAAGGGCAAAGUCCGCAGUGUCGAAGACUUUGGCGCUUUUAUUGUCAUCGAUGGGUCCGCAAACGUCAGCGGGCUCUGCCAUCGGAGCCAGAUGGCGGAGAAAAACGUCAAGGAUGCCAGGAAACUCUACAGUGCUGGGGACGUUGUGAAGGCCCGGAUUCUGAAGAUCGAUUCUGAGAAGAAUCAGAUCAGCUUCGGGCUCAAGGCAUCCUACUUUGAGGAUGGCGAUGAAGAUUCGGACGCAGAUAACUCGGAUGAUGAAGCAGGCGUAGCGUUGGAUUCUGACGCAGAGGACGACAGCGACGAGGACGAUGAGUUCAUGGAUGCCGCUGAGGUCAUCAUCCAAGGCACAGACAACCUUGAUGAUUCAGACGAGGAGGAUGAAGACACUGCAAUGGUUGACGCAUCUUCUGGAGAUACUGGUGGCCUCGAUGCCGGUGGUUUCGAUUGGUCUGCUGGGGCUCUGGACGAAGCAGGUGACGAGUCAGAUGCUGAAGCAGACGAAGCCGAUGACAGCAAGGAGAAAAAGAAGAAGAAGAGGAAAGCGGAGAUCCAAGUUGAUCGGACGGCUCAAUUGGAUGUCAACGGACCCCAGACCGCGGAGGAUUACGAAAGGCUCCUGCUUGGACAACCGGAUUCCUCUGACCUAUGGAUUCGUUACAUGGCUUUCCAGGUGCAAGUCAGUGAGCCAGCGAGGGCACGCGAGAUUGCAGAACGUGCCCUCAAGACAGUCAACAUACGCGAGGAGUCAGAGAAGCUCAACGUGUGGAUCGCUUAUCUGAACUUGGAGAACAACUUCGGGACGGAUGAGACGCUGGCCGAGGUCUUCAAACGGGCGUGUCUGUAUAAUGACGAGCAGGUGGUACACGAGCGGCUGAUCAACAUCUACAUCAUUACCGGAAAACAGGAUAAAGCCGACGAGCUCUACCAGGCCAUGAUCAAGAAGUUUGGUGCCAAGUCACCACAAGUCUGGACCAACUAUGCAAACUUCCUCCACAACACUGUGAAGGAUGCAGAGCGUGCUCGUGCACUCAUCCAUCGCGCGACACAACGACUCCCCUCUCAAACUCACCUCCCUCUGAUGACCAAGUUUGCCAGCUUGGAGUUCCGGUCCGCCAGCGGAGAUCCAGAGCACGGCCGAACAGUGUUCGAGGGUAUACUGUCCGCGUACCCCAAGAAGUUUGACCUCUGGAACCAGCUGCUCGAUUUGGAAACCUCGGCGUACAACGCGGCGAAGAAGAACGAGGAUGGCAAGGCCGACCCCACCCACGUCAGGGAGGUCUUUGAGCGCGGCACAAAGACCAAGGGGCUCAAGCCGCUCAAGGCCAAGAAGUGGUUCCAGAGAUGGGCCAAGUGGGAGCAGGACAACGGCGACGCCAGGAGCAAAGAGAAGGUGAUGGCCAAGGCCACGGAAUGGACGAGGGAGGCCGAGGCGAGGAAGCAGAAGGGCGAGGACGAGGAUGAGGAGUGA
Diaporthe citri is the source of this 5316-nucleotide messenger RNA. RefSeq lists its product as uncharacterized. Gene Ontology annotation, molecular function: RNA binding; protein binding. Lineage: Eukaryota; Fungi; Ascomycota; Sordariomycetes; Diaporthales; Diaporthaceae. The transcript has 4 exons. The coding region runs from base 1 to 5316 and encodes 1771 amino acids. Gene Ontology annotation, biological process: rRNA processing. Gene Ontology annotation, cellular component: small-subunit processome; nucleolus. The record is from RefSeq and is a predicted model, not a curated record.